Messenger RNA from Neoarthrinium moseri, 810 nucleotides. RefSeq lists its product as uncharacterized. The record is from RefSeq and is a predicted model, not a curated record. Bases 1 to 810 code for a protein of 269 amino acids. The transcript has a single exon. NCBI's taxonomy places the organism in Eukaryota, Fungi, Ascomycota, Sordariomycetes, Amphisphaeriales, Apiosporaceae.
AUGGAACCCUCACUAUCUACGUUACAAUCCUCCACUUCUCAAGGGCCACGGUCCUUCACCAGAUUCAAUGACCUUCCUCCCGAGUUGCGCAUAAAGAUAUGGCAACAAUCUCUGCCAGGACCGAGGACUGUCGCAGUCAAAUCCCCAUACGCACAAAGACAACCAAGCCCCAAGUCCCUCGAAGACGCAGUCGCGCAACACGGAGAUGAUGUCGAGACAUGGACAUCCACUACGCAAAUACCUGCCCUUCUCCACGUCAAUGCUGAAGCUCGGCAUGAAGCUUUGAAGCACUACAGGCUAUCGUUAGCCGUUGGCAUCAGCCAACCCCGAGUAUAUGUCGACUUUUCCCGAGACACCCUCUUCUUUGGCAACGCGGAACUCAAGCCAGAAUGCUCGUCCUUGUGGUCAGCCACGAAAGACAUGGAUAAGGUCGAGAGACUAGCGGUGGUACCAGAGGGUGCUUGGAGGGUUUUUCGCUGGAAGAAAAUUGACCUCAACGGCCUGCAAAAGAUGAUCUUUGUCCACGAUACCGAGAAGCUCCAACUAGGUCCUUCGCCGCAGCUGGUCGAGGACGACACGCAUGACGACAUUGAGGAGCUGGUGGCACGGAUCGAGGAGAUACAGAUGGCAGAGAUUGCCAUGCCAUCGGAACCAUCCACGCCUUUGCCCGAAGCCGCGAUGAAGAAGCGUAUGGAGGCAGCGCGAGAAGAAUUGGACACAUUGAAGACGGUACUGCCCGCGCAAUGGGAGAAGGAGCCAGUCGUAGUGACGGCGGUGUUCAAGAAGAGUUGUGGUGAUAGAUGGCUAUGA